Paramecium octaurelia is the source of this 375-nucleotide messenger RNA. Lineage: Eukaryota; Ciliophora; Oligohymenophorea; Peniculida; Parameciidae. The record is from the annotation of a GenBank genome assembly.
AGGAACCAAAAGGGAAUUAAAUUUAUUAAAAUGGCUGGCAAUAUUAUGGUUCCUAAAAUUAUACAAUUAGCACAUGAAAAAGUAAAUGAUCUGACAUUCCAUAUUUUUUCAGAGCAUAAACCAUUUAACUCAUAUAUUAAAAAUGACUUCAAGUAUAAAGCAAAUAAGAUUGAUAAAUUUUCGUUUUUAAAAUUAACUUUAAUCACAAGGGUAAAUCAAAUUGUAAGAGAUGUUCAAAUUUCUGUGACAAUUAUGAGCCAAACCAAUAAAAUACUUGUUUUAUAAAAUUUCGAUUAUGAAAGUGAGAAUUUAGUGAUAAUAAGUGAAGAUCUUAUCUUAACUAUUAUUUAAAUAAUAAGAGUUGCAACAGAUUGA